Molecule: messenger RNA, 816 nt
Organism: Orycteropus afer afer
Lineage: Eukaryota; Metazoa; Chordata; Mammalia; Tubulidentata; Orycteropodidae
Gene: HOXD12
Product: homeobox D12
Exons: 2
Coding region: 1-816 (271 amino acids)
Biological process (GO): regulation of DNA-templated transcription
Molecular function (GO): sequence-specific double-stranded DNA binding; DNA-binding transcription factor activity, RNA polymerase II-specific
Source: RefSeq, a predicted model, not a curated record
AUGUGUGAACGCAGUCUCUACAGAGCGGGCUAUGUGGGCUCGCUUCUGAAUCUGCAGUCGCCCGACUCCUUCUACUUCUCCAACCUGCGGCCGAAUGGCGGCCAGUUGGCCGCGCUUCCCCCUAUCUCCUACCCGCGCGGCGCUCUGCCCUGGGCCGCCGCGCCCUCCUCGUGUGCCCCGGCGCAGCCCGCGGGCGCCACCGCGUUCGGUGGCUUCUCGCAGCCUUACUUGGCGGGUUCCAGCCCCCUUGGCCUGCAGCCCCCUGGCGCCAAGGAUGGCCCCGAAGAGCAGGCCAAGUUCUAUACUCCAGACGCCGCCACUGGGCCCGAGGAACGCGGCCGUGGGAGGCCGCCCUUCGUCCCCGAAUCUAGCCUGGCCUCCGGGGCCACUGCCCUCAAAGCAGCCAAGUACGACUACGCGAGUGUGGGCCGCACGGCGGCGGGCUCAGCGGCCUUGCUCGAGGGGGCACCCUGCGCCGCCGCCAGUUUCAAGGACGACGCCAAGGGCCCGCUCAACUUGAACAUGACAGUGCAGGCGGCCAGCGUCGCCUCUUGCCUGAGACCUUCGCUGCCCGACGGCCUGCCGUGGGGGGCGGCCCCGGGGAGGGCCCGCAAGAAGCGGAAACCCUACACGAAGCAGCAGAUUGCCGAGCUGGAGAACGAAUUCCUCCUCAACGAAUUCAUCAACCGGCAGAAGCGCAAGGAGUUGUCCAACAGGCUGAACCUCAGUGACCAGCAGGUCAAAAUCUGGUUCCAAAAUCGCCGCAUGAAAAAGAAGCGCGUAGUGCUGCGCGAGCAGGCGCUGGCGCUCUACUAG